Messenger RNA from Candidula unifasciata, 1236 nucleotides. NCBI's taxonomy places the organism in Eukaryota, Metazoa, Mollusca, Gastropoda, Stylommatophora, Geomitridae. The record is from the annotation of a GenBank genome assembly.
AUGAGUCAAAAGGCAGAAAAACCACAACUAUCAGGCACCCGUCUGAAAACCAGAAAAAGGGAUGAAAAGGAAAAGUACGACCCAACUGCUUUUCGAGAUUCCAUCAUUACUGGCAUUAGUGAAUGUGGAAGAGAUCUAGAGCUCGUGUCUCGUUUUCUAGACAAAGAAGGAUCAAAACUUGACUACAGGAGAUAUGCAGAAGUCCUUUUUGAUACUCUGUUUGCCGGAGGCAUUCUUGCACCCGGAGGGUUUAUUGUAGAGGGAACAGACAAUGGGAAACCUGUCCGAUCAGAUGUCUGUGUUUUCAGGUGUGAUGGAGACCUUGACUCACUACGCAACUUUUAUGCGGUGUUCUAUAAGCUCAUCCGAAGGUACAAGUAUUUGGAAAAAGCGUUUGAGGAUAAUCUGAAAAAGAUCCUGAUGUUCCAAAAGGGUUUCCAAGCUGAUGAACGUGAAAAACUGGCUAUCAUCACCGGAAUCAUCCUGGCCAAUGGCUUAUGCACCCCUCGCAUCUUGCUUAGUCUCUUUGAGGACCACCUGGUCAAAGAAGGCAUCUCCCUGGAGUUUGCUGCGACCAUGUUCUCCACAUGGUUGAAGGAGAAGGACAUCAAUUCCAUUUGUGCGUCUCUGAAGAAGCAGCAGAUUGACUCCAGGCUCAUGGAAAUGUUUCCAAUCAACAAACGCAACCAGGAGAAUUUCACAACUUUCUUUCAAGAGCGAGGUCUCGGGGCCAUCGCCAAUAUGCAAAUAGCCCAGAUGGCAUCCAAGGCCAAGAAAGAGGCCCAGAAGUGCCUUGCAGACAUGAUUAAAGAUGAGAGUCCAGUGUCAGAGAUGAUUGAUUACGUGAAGGAGCUGAUUGACAAACAAGGCAUGUCUGAAACAGAAGUUGUUAUAGCUAUCUGGAGUUCUAUAAUGGCUGCCGUGGAGUGGAACAAGAAAGAGGACCUUGUGGCAGAACAGGCCCUGAAGCAUCUCAAUCACAAGUCUGAGCUGGCUCUGAUGCUCAAAGUUCAGGAGUUCUGCUACGAUAACAUGAACUUCUUGAAGACUUUCCAGAAGAUCAUCAUGCUUCUGUACAAAACUGGAGUUAUCAGUGAAGAUGUCAUACUGAGGUGGUACAAGGAUGGUCACAGUGCUAAAGGCAAGAGUGUCUUCCUCGAGCAGAUGAAGAAGUUUGUGGAGUGGCUUCAGAGUGCUGAGGAGGAAUCUGAUGAAGACGAUGAGGAGGAAGACUAA